Molecule: messenger RNA, 411 nt
Organism: Symbiodinium necroappetens
Lineage: Eukaryota; Dinophyceae; Suessiales; Symbiodiniaceae
Source: the annotation of a GenBank genome assembly
GAUGUUGCAAACAAUCCAACCCAGCCCCACAAAGCCGGGAAGAAGCAAGAUGACGACUAUGUGGAGCCGGAGGAUGCAUGCCCGCCGCCCGAGCAAGUGUCCAAGAAAACUUUGAUGAAGAGGUUGGAUCGCAUAUGCACCCAGAAAGCUGAUGGAACCUACAAAGUGCCCAUGGAGAUCAUCAGCAGCUAUAAGAACCUUGAGUCGCGAGAGCAAGUUUACCGGGCCUUUGAGAAAUGUGGCUGUGAACCCGAUCCACUGGCCCUCUUCACGAAGCGAAUGAAUCGCAAGUACGAAGAGAUCAAUGAAAAGUCCGUGGAAACGGAGUUCGAGUUCUUAACCGAGGAGGAGAUGGAAGGCAAAGGCUGGAGUGAGUCGCUCAGACUCAUCAUUAAGGGCUUCGGCUUGUGA